Danio rerio (zebrafish) is the source of this 2669-nucleotide messenger RNA. It is a transcript of the gene pabpn1, whose product is annotated as poly(A) binding protein, nuclear 1. Gene Ontology annotation, cellular component: cytoplasm; nucleus. Gene Ontology annotation, molecular function: RNA binding; nucleic acid binding. NCBI's taxonomy places the organism in Eukaryota, Metazoa, Chordata, Actinopteri, Cypriniformes, Danionidae. The record is from RefSeq and is marked validated.
GAGAGUUCGCCUGCAGUGCUCAGAAUCCCCGCCUACGGCUUCCAUUUCUGUUCUGGAGCACACGAGCGCUCGCGAAGAAUACACAUUUCCUUUUCUGAAUUUGCCUUCUGAUGUAAAUAGAGUAGUAAGAGCGACAGUCUGACAGAGCGAAAGGUGUUUGUGUUUUGAUAAAUAGUUUUGUUUAUUCUGCUGGGGGACACGUUUGAGCGCCGGAAGAAGCAAGGCGGGUUUUUAUUCCCCAUUUUAACUUUAGUGAGCGGCGCUUUCCGCCGUUUUUUUAUUCCCUCCCCUGCCCCUCUCUCUCUCUCGCUCCCCCCCGUGAGAGUCGCGGCCUGUAGUGCAGCCACGAGGCGCGUCGGACCACCGGGAAUCAGGCGAUGGCGGAGUUUGGUAACGGACUGGCAGAGGAGUCUCUGCUGGACUCAGACCCGGGUCACUCAGAACUUGAAGACCCAGGCGUUGGCGAUGAAGAACCGGGAUUAGACGAGGGGGAGGCCGCUAUUGAAGAUCCGGAGCUGGAGGCAAUUAAAGCCCGGGUGAGAGAGAUGGAGGAGGAGGCAGAGAAACUGAAGGAGCUACAGAACGAGGUGGAGAAACAGAUGAAUCUCAGUCCUCCACCUGCUGGCCCUGUCAUUAUGUCCAUUGAAGAGAAGAUAGAAGCCGACGGGAGGUCUAUUUACGUUGGAAAUGUGGAUUAUGGUGCUACAGCUGAGGAGUUGGAGGCACAUUUCCAUGGCUGUGGAUCUGUAAACAGAGUCACUAUCUUGUGUGAUAAGUUUACAGGACAUCCCAAAGGGUUUGCUUAUAUAGAGUUUGCAGACAAGGAGUCUGUUAGGACAGCCAUGGCACUGGAUGAGUCCUUAUUUAGAGGAAGGCAGAUUAAGGUUGGGGCCAAGAGAACAAAUCGUCCUGGCAUUAGCACCACAGACCGCGGUUUCCCUCGGGCCCGCUUCCGCUCACGGGGAGGAAACUUCUCAUCCCGGGCGCGUUACUACAGUGGCUACACACCCCCCAGAGGCAGAGGACGGGCCUUCAGGGGCCGAGGGCGAACAACAUCGUGGUACUCCCCUUACUAAUACCUCCCCCACCCCCCCUAUGAAAUCCCCCCUUACUAUCAUCCCGUACCCCUCUAUAGAAAAGAAAAAAAGAUCCCUCUCAAAAAAGGAAGGAAAAAAAAGAAGAAAAAAAAGACAAAAAAAAAAAGAAAAAAAGAGAGCAUCUCCUGGAAAGACAGACUGACUGGCCGCAGUGUGCGAUUGUGUGUGCGCGUGCGUGUGAGGAGGUGUUGCGAUCGCCCUGGUAAGGUACAAUAUGGCCGUCUGGGAGAUUUGGUGGCAUUUGUUUCAAUUUGAGAAAGUGAUGUAAUCUCAGGCUGCAGAUGUGUGUCCUUUUUGUCUGGCUGUGAUUUUUCUCUCACCAAACAGCCCCUCUUUAUGUUUGCACUCGAAGGGCAAACAGAAAAAAAAAUGUUAACUUUUUGUUUUGUUUUUUCUUUUAAUUAUUGUAACGUGAACAUGUGAACGAUUUAAUAGCAAGAAUGUUGUUGUUUUCACCAAGUUGUGCUAUUCGAAGAACACAUUUUCUAUUGUCUAUGCUCUCUGGAACCCCUUUCCCCCCCCUCCCAGCGCUGGUUUCUUUUCCUGUUCAUCCCUCACUCGGAUUUGACCUCCUUCACCUGCGUUACGCGGUUUAGAGUUCGGCUUUGGUGUUAAGCUUUUCUUUAAUAAUGUUUACUGUUCUCAAACCAUCUUCCACAUCAUACGACUAUUGUAAGAUGGCAUGGCCUGAACUCACAGAUCUUUUCUGUUCUUCAUUUUGAUUUUCUUUCGUCUCAUGCUGCCAUACGCCAUUCCUGCCCAUCAGUGUUUUUCCCCUGUGCUUCUCCUCCUCCUCCCCCCUUCUCUCUCUGUCUCUCUUGCUCUCUCUCUCUGUAUAUUAGACCACUUCUUGUCGUUUCAGGUUUCAGGACCAGUGGAGGCUGACAACCCCUCCUCCGGUGGCCGCGGCGCCCCCUACCGUCUCGGCGGCCUCUCUGUCUCUUUCUGCUCCCGCUAUGCACACUCACCCCAUCCUCUCGGUGUGGGGGGGCGGGGGAGGGGGCCAGGGCGACCACCGGCCCACAGCGGGAGGCAUUUAUUACAAUAACAAGCGCUGAGCUUUACCGCCAUCAAUAUACGGAGAUGCACCAGGCCCAUGUUAAACACACACACAAACACACAUGCAUUCAGACAGACAGACAGAUCGCAUACACCGCACACAUUCACCACCACACAAGUUUAUAUAUCGUGAAGGCAGAGCCAUGGUAGAGCAGCAGCUGCUUGAAUUGCGAGUGAAAUGAGAGAGGCAGGACCAGAAAGGGGUUUUUGGAAGGGGAGGCUUCCUCUGGGGCCUUGUCUUUCUCAGUGCACAGUGCAGUUAGGGCACGAUGGAGCACUGACGCGUGGGCUGCAGGUAUCGGUUACUUACAGAAGGGCUUCGGAGCUUUUAUUUGGGGCGGGGGGAGGGGAUUUGUGUGCAGGAGGGUUUUCUCGUUUCUGUUUGUUUAUUUUUCUUUUUCAGAUGGGGGAGUGGGUGUGGACGAAAAGAGAAAAGAUGUUUUCCUUUUUUAUUUUAUUUUUAACCCAUGAGUCUGUAAUUAGAAAAAAAUAAAAGACAUUGUGUAAAAAGUA